Molecule: messenger RNA, 10104 nt
Organism: Pseudophryne corroboree (corroboree frog)
Lineage: Eukaryota; Metazoa; Chordata; Amphibia; Anura; Myobatrachidae
Gene: ULK4
Product: unc-51 like kinase 4
Exons: 37
Coding region: 430-4191 (1253 amino acids)
Biological process (GO): protein phosphorylation
Molecular function (GO): ATP binding; protein kinase activity
Source: RefSeq, a predicted model, not a curated record
UCUCGUUACUAAGGAAACGGAAUCAUCCAUUGUAUGCAGCAUGAGGGGGAGGCGGCGCUGUGGAAAUGUUGUAUUUUGUUAUCCUCAACAACUUCACUUUGAAGUUUAGAGUCCCUUAAAAUAAUCUGGUGAAUACAAUCACCGCGCUCUCCCCGCACACACUCUCUUCCGUUAUUUCCUCUCUCUCACACAGCACGUGACCCAUACAGCCCCCCGGAGGAGGUCGGAAUCAGUCCCGUGUCCCGGCAGUUGGUGUGAGAGGUUGGGAGUUGUAGCACGGGCCAGCAGCAGGAGGAGGGGGGCAGCUGUGGGGUUGCAGAGGGGCUCAGUCAUAUCGGUUCCGGGUGUUGGUCCGGCAGCAUCUCGGCCCGUGUACUGCAUGCAGGUGAUAAAUACAGUGUUUCUUAUAUUGAUCAAUCCAGUUGGAGAAUGGAGAACUACAUACUUUAUGACGAAGUUGGAAAGGGAAGCAAGUCAGUUGUAUACAAGGGUAGAAGAAAAGGCACAAUCAAUUUUGUUGCAAUACUUUGCAUAGACAAAAGUAAAAGAGCAGAGAUUACAAAUUGGGUCCGCUUGACUCACAUUAUUAAACACAAAAAUGUGGUGACUUUUUAUGAGUGGUAUGAGACCAGCAACCAUCUGUGGCUUGUCAUGGAGCUGUGCACAGGAGGUUCACUAGAAACUGUCAUUGCUCAGGAUGAGCACUUACCUGAACACACCAUUCGAGAAUUUGCAAUUGAUAUAAUUUCGGGACUUCGGUACCUCCAUGAAAUUGGGAUUUUCUUUUGUGAUAUGACUCCCCGGAAGAUUCUCCUGGAUGGACCUGGCACCUUGAAGUUAACAAACUUUAGUUUUUCGAAAGCUGAGGGAGAGAAUCUAGAAGAAUUUUUUGCAAUGGUAGGAUCAGAGGAGAAUUCUGGCGAUAUGGGAGAAUCGACACCACGAAGAAACUUAAGAAACCGAAUAAAAGGAUCUCCGGUUUAUGCUGCCCCAGAAGUAAUAAAAGGAGCAGAUUUCUCAGCUGCUAGUGAUUUUUGGUCCUUAGGAUGUGUGUUAUAUGAAAUGUUCGCUGGGCGACCUCCAUUUUUCUCAGAAAGCUUCUCAGAACUAACAGAGAAGAUUGUAAAUGAAGACCCAAGUCCACCCGAAGGUCCAGUAUCUGCCAAGCCAUCUGCCGAGUUCCAGUCCUUACUCAGUGCUUUACUACAGAAGGACCCCCUGAAACGCAUUACGUGGACUAAAUUAUUGCGCCAUUCGUUCUGGAAAGAUGCAUUUUCUGGUGGCGACAGCGGACUCCCGAAUGUUGGGGUCCUCAGGAUAAACAGUGAGGCUCUGGAUUGUGACACCAAAGAGAAGCCUGCACCUUUACACAAGUCAUUUAAGAUUGAAAAUCCAGCAGAUUUAAGACCCAAAAGUGCCCUUGAUGGAGAAUCGAAUGAGACCAUUUUCUCACUCAGCUCAUACACUACCCCACGAGGAGGUACUGCUCCAACGAAAGUCAAUAAAUCACCAGAUAACAUCCGCAACUCUGUGCAAGGGACUGCAGAAGUAACAAAGUAUGUGUGUAACGGAUGUACAGGAAAUCUUUUAAAACAAAUUGUUUUCAUCCAGGCCUGCUGGACACCUUUGCUUAGAGACACACAAAAGUCUCCCUUUAUUAUCACCUUCCCACAGGUGGAUAAUGCAUGUUCCGAUCAGCAGGACUUUCAGAGGAAAAUAAGAAACCUUAUAUUCACAGAUUCUGAUCUCAUUGUAACGCCAAUUAUAGAUAAUCCAAAGAUAAUGAAGCCAUCUCCAGUAAGAUUUGAUGGGAAAACACUUGGCUUUCCUGCACAUUCAGCUGAAAAAGUUGCCGCUCUGAAAGAGCCUGAAUGGAACAACUUUGUUGGACAGCUCUUCUCCUUACUGGACUCUGCAGAGAAAUCAGCACCACGUGCCAAACUCAACCUACUCUGCUACCUGUGCACUGUGUCUGGACAUAGAGAUGUGGCCACUAAGCUUAUCAACUCACAGAUCUUUUCAUCACUUAUACAGCAGCUACGUGGAGCAGUAAACUGGGACAUACGUGCAAAGGUGGUGAGGGUCAUUGGCUUGUUGGCUGCACACACCACAGAACUUAAGGAGAACGUGCCUGUCAUAGAGGCAAUCACCUUGCUGACCGAGCUGAUCAGAGACAAUUUCCGGAAUAGCAAGUUGAAACAGUGCCUCUUACCGUCCCUUGGAGAGCUAAUUUAUACUGUUGCUAUUCAAGAGGAAAAAAAAGAUGAGCCCAGAGACAUCUGGACCAUUCCCUCGGCUGCUUACACUGUGCUAAUGAGGUGCCUUCGGGAAGGGGAAGAGCCUGUCAUUCAUCAUAUGACUGCAAAAAUUAUUGAAAACGUCUGCACAACAAUAACCUCACAUGUCCAAGGAUUCAUUACAGGAGAGAUUGGUCCUGCACUGUGGUAUCUUUUUACCCACUCAACCGUAGAUUCUCUUAGGAUAACGGCUAUAUCGGCUUUAUGCAGGAUCACCCAUCAUGCCCCCACAGCCUUCCAGAGCGUCAUUGAGAAAGUGGGACUUAUGUCGGUGAUAAACAUUUUAGUGACUGGAAUAGCCAAAGUGCAGCAGUACAUGCUGACCAUGUUUGCUACAAUGUUGUCAUCUGGAAUUCAUCUACAAAGACUUACACAGGAGAAGGAUUUUGUUACAAAGAUAGUGCGUCUUCUAGAAAGCCCUUCAACGGUGUUACGAGCCAAAGCUUUCCUGGUCAUUUUGCAAGUUUUAAUUAACAACAAAGAGAUGUUACUGCUGUGCUGCCAAAGCAGACUUGUGAUGUACAUUGAAAGAGACAGCAGAAAAACCACACCAGGAAAGGAGCAGCAAAGUGUCAACGAAUACCUGUCAGUAUGCCUGGACCUCCUCAUCCAUCAUAUAGUACAGGAGCUUCCAGGAAUUCUGGGUGAUAUUCUCAGUGCCUUGUCUAAUGUGUCAGGACGUAAACAUCCAUCAACUAUUCAGUCUAAACAGUUGAAAAUGUGCCUUCCUAAUAUGGCAAUAAUUCUUCAUCUUGUAACAUCUCAGGUUUUUCGUUCCCAAGUCAUCACUGAGGAAUUCCUAUGCAACUUUGGCACAUUGCUUCGACUAAUUAAAUCUGUGGACACUGGUGAGACUAAUUUGGAAGGAGCAGUGGGUCAACCUGCAUCAGAUGAACUAAUCAGGACAGCUCUAUCAGCGUUUGAAGCUGUAACACAGCAUCCUGUCUUGUUGACACUCCACCACUCCCCAGUUGUGGACACUAUCCUCCCACCUUUAUGCUCCCUGGUGUGCAGUCAGAAUGUGGAAUGGAGGCUGUUCAGCUUGCGGCUACUUGCAGAGACCACUUCACUGCUUGUAAACCAUGAAGCCAUGGCUGAGGGGAGAAAGGAGGUCCUUCAAUCAAAUAGCACAUUCCUGUCUUUGGUCAGAAAGUCAUUGCUUCCACAAUAUGAACGAAUACUUGCGGAACCCGACCCGGUGCCUGUGUAUGCUUUAAAAUUGCUAGUGCCUUUGACUGAAUACAGUCCUCCAUUUAUCAGGGUCAUUGAAGACAGCAACCUGGUUCCUGUUCUGUUUCAAGUGAUUUUGACGCAUCAAGAUAACAUUCUGGGAAAUGUUAUUCAAAAUGUGAUCUCUUUAUUGUACAACUUGGUUUCUCAUCAAGACACAAACAUGAAACUCCUCUAUGAACAAGGACUGGUCCAUCAUGUGUCCAACUUGAUUGUUGAAACAGCAGCUUUUUAUCUUGAAGUUGAUGACAAAAGUCGGCUGAAGACUGCCAAUGCCCAACUCCUCUUGCUGCUUGACAUUUUGAAUUGCAUGCUGAAAUAUACAUCUGGUAUAAUACGACUGGCUCAAAAGACUGGCCAACUUGAAGACACUCGGACAGCAGAGGAUCUUCUGCUUGUGAACAAACCUCUGACAGAUCUAAUUAGUUUGCUUGUUCAGCUGCUGCCAUCAGACGAUCCAGAAAUCUAUGAAAACUCAUCACAGUGUUUGUCACUGAUGGUCCAAUUCUAUGGUGGAGACAAUCAGGACAGUAUGACUUCAGACAACAUGGAGAGCUUUGCUCAGGCUCUACUGUGUAAGAGAGAGCCAAAGCAGCAAAAGCUACUACUAAGAGUGGUUAAAAGACUGGUUAUCACUUAUUUGCUGACACCUGUGCUCCAUUAAAGUACACCCUCUAUAUUUGUUGAUGAUCCCUAACCACUAGCCCACAGAUCAGGGUGUUUCAGUAAUACAUUUGGUGUAUACAGGUAAACGGCCACCUGGUUGUUAGGUGCUGAUGUAACACAAUUAUACCACUCAGUAGUGUUAAACGUUAUUACUUGUCCUACAUUUUUUUACCUAGUGGCUAUUCACAUAAUACUUGAAACUGAGAAGUAGCUAGGUGAUUAUAAUACUAAUAGGUUAGCUUCUGUAACCCUUUAAUUACAGUACGCUACGCUCUAAGAAUCACAUAAGUCAGGUGGACAAAACUUAUGUUAGCACACUGUGUGGGUAACGGAUUAUAUCCACCUGGUGGACAAGUGCUGCUGUAACUCAGCUAUAUAUUUUUUAUCCCAAAGGAUUGGGUUACUCUAUGUCCCUAGUAUAACAACGAUAUCUGUUGGCUAUGUGUAUAAUACACUACUCUGAAUAGUUGGUCAGAGUCUAUCAAUGUUGACAGAGUAAUUCUCGUAAUUGUCAUGCCAAUAUUUCAGAUGUGAAAAAGGGUUUACUGUGUGAUGGGUUAGGCCAUUCCAGGUUCUGUCCUCUUUUUUCCCUCAAUAGAAUACUAGGCAAUUUAUAACAAACUUUUUCCUCAUUGACUCAAUUUUGGCCAAGGGCGUAUACAAAAAUAUCUAAUUUUUUCUGGCUGGCCUUUGGGGGAUGGACAAGUUCCUUGGUAGACCAUCCUGCUCAGGUGAUCUAUCUCAAGAUUCUUCGACAGCAAUGGUUUGCAAAAACAAGUCUACUGGUAACAAGCUACCCUCUCACGGUUCGGCAAGCUCUUCCAAUGCUGCGGUCAAUCCUCCACCUGGGCAAGGAGUUAUUGUAGUUCCUGCCUCUAUCGCACAUAUGGUAGAAGCAAUGAUCCCCUAAUUGAUAAAUCUCCUCCUCCAGCUUCUCCACAUUCUAGUGUAUGGCAAAUUGUUAAUAAAUUCAGGUCAUCUCAGAAUCUUGUAGACUCUUGGCGCAUACUUAACCCAACUGAAAGGUCUUAAGGGCCCCAUACACUAAAACGAUAAUGCUCGAUUUCAUCCGAUUUCGACCUUUCGGGCCGAUAAAUCGAAUGAAAAAUGGCAAAUCGGAUGUUUUACAUCCUAUCUUAUCUGAUGCGCGUCCCGUGAGCAUCAGAUCGGAGCCCCUACGUCGUUAGUGCUGCAAUUGUGAUAUGUCUGAUCCCGCAGGCAUGGCUGGGAUCGCAUACGAUACAUCGUAUGCAAAAGGACCGCAUACAAUGUAUCGUAUGUGAUCCUGCCACCCGGGAAGCUGCCGGGCGGUUCAAGGGAAAUUGCCUCCGACUUCAGCCUCAGAUAUAUCGUUGUAGUGUAUGGGGCCCUUUACACCCAUCUCUCCGCUGUCCAUAGAACUCUUUCAAGAAUCGAUUAUAUUUUAAUUUCCGACUCAUUGGUCUUUCAAGUCCAGGAGACGUCUUUGGGAGACAUAGUGAUUUCGGCUCAUGCCUUAAUCAGUAUAUCAAUUUCUUAUCAUUCACCAAAUUCUUUUUCUCGUAUGUGGCGAUUUCCAUGAUAUUUAGCAUGUUCAGUUAAUUUUAAAAAUUUCCUAAACUAUAAAUGGAUUGAGUUUGUGGAUGAUGAUAUAUCACAUCUGGAUGAUCCAAUAUUAUUUUGGGAAACAUCUAAGGCGGUCAUGAGGGGCCAUAUAUUUGGCUGUGUUUCUGCAAAACGCAAGGAAGAAAGAGCUACAUUGCAAACCCUUCAAAAGGCAAUGACAGAAGCCUUCCAAACAUAUGUGGACAUCCUAAUGAUUUUGUAUUGUACAAACAAGCUCGUCAUCUUGUGGAAACAUCUUUUAUCCCAAUUCAAGUAUAAAAUUGAUCAUACAAAAAAACAAAUAUUUUAGGUGGGGAAACAAAUCAGGCAAACUAUAAGCUCAUAUGUCUAAAGGGGGUCACAAAAGAAACUUUGUUCAUGUGAUUAAUAAUCCCUCAAAUGGGGAGGUAUAUACCCAAAACUCCUCCAUAAUGGCUCAAUUUCAUUCAUUUUAUGAACAAUUGUACAGAUCUAAACCAAUAGAUGUAAUGCUACAAGACAACCUAUUUAACAAGGCACACCUACCCAAAUUGUCUGUUGAUCAAAAAAAUUACCUAGAGCAUGACAUUUCUUUGGAGGAAUUACAGGAUACUAGUUCGGGUUUGGCGUCUAAUAAGGUUCCUGGUUUCUCCUGCUAAUAAGGCUAAUUCUCCUGCUUGCUCCUGGCUAAUAAGGCUGAAUGGUUUCAAGAGUCCAUAUUUUAAAUUGCUUCAACAAGAAAUUAACCCGCUCUUGCCAGAUCUCUAUCGUGUAAUACAUAGACAAUCCCCCCAGUAUCCUACAUUUAACACGUCCCAUACAAUUUUUUUGCCCAAACCAAAUGAAAACCCUCAAUCGGUUUCGUCCUACAGACCAAUUACUUUAUUAAACCUUAAUUUUAAAAUAAUGGCUAAUAGAUUACAAUCCAUUCUGCCAGAUCUACUAACUCCCAACCAACUCAGGUUUGUAAAGGGUCGGCAUUCUAUUAAGGGCAUUCAAAUGGCUAUAGAUGCCACAGUUAUCUCAGUAGAGGAUGUAAACUCAAACAAUUUAUUAUUAAGUCUAGAUACCCAAAAGGCCUUUGAUACUGUACUUUGGCCACAUCUCUACAAAAUUCUCACACGCAGAGCAUUCGGACAAGAUUUUAUAGGCCUGAUACGUUGUUUUUAUGAUUCCCCAAGAACGACUCUACUUCUCAAUGGACAGCGGGGAGAUGAAGUGGUGAUGUAUAGAGGCACUAGACAGGGGUGUCCCCUAUCCCCCCUUCUAUUUAACCUUUCCUUGGACCCUCUUCUUAGGUUAAUACAGCAAGACUCUCACAUUGAAGGUAUUAAAGUAGGAUCUAGGGAGAUUAAAGCCACGGCAUUUGCGAUGAUAUGUUGAUAUAUUUGUCCGAUUCUUUGAUGCAGGAUUUUGGGGCUAUAUCAGGCCUUCAAAUCAACCCCGACAAAUCUGUGACAUUGUAUCUAAGGCCAGGAUAUACUUGUCUGUCUUGGCAUUCAUAGAAACAUAGAAUUUGACGGCAGAUAAGAACCACUUGGCCCAUCUAGUCUGCCCCUUUUUUUUAUCCUUUAGGCAAUCUCAACCCUUUUUGAACCUUAAUUCUUUGUAAGGAUAUUCAUAUGCCUAUCCCAAGCAUGUUUAAAUUGCUGUACAGUCUUAGCCUCUACCACCUCUGAUGGGAGGCUAUUCCACUUAUCCACUACCCUUUCUGUGAAGUAAUUUUUCCUUAAAUUUCCAAUGAACCUCUCCCCCUCCAGUCUCAGUGUAUGUCCUUGAGUUCUAAUACUUCUCUUCCUUUGAAGAAUGUUUCCUUCCUGAACUUUGUUAAGACCCUUGAUAUAUUUGAAAGUUUCUAUCAUGUCCCUCCUUUCCCUUCUCUCCUCCAAACUAUACAUGUUAAGAUCUUUUAGCCUUUCCGGGUAAGUUUUGUGAUAUAGGCCAUGCACCAUUUUAGUUGCCCUUCUUUGUACACUCUCUAAUGUAUUUAUAUCCUUCUGGAGAUAUGGUCUCCAGAACUGGACACAGUAUUCCAGAUGGGGCCAUACCAAUGACCUAUACAGUGGCAUUAUCACUUCUUUUUUCCUGCUACUGAUUCCUCUCCCUAUGCAACCAAGCAUCUGACUUGCCUUUCUCAUUGCUUUGUUGCAUUGCUUUCCUGACUUCAAGUCACUUGAAAUAGUGACUCCUAAAUCCCUUUCCUCCUCAGUAGUUUCCAUUAUAGUACCCUUGAUACUAUAUUUAGCCUUUGGGUAUUUGAGACCCAAGUGCAUGAUUUUGCAUUUUUUAGCAUUAAACUGUAGUUGCCACGUUCUUGACCAUUUCUCAAGCCUACCUAGGUCAUCAAUCAUUUGUUUUACCCCUCCCAGUGUGUCUAUCCUGUUGCAUAUCUUUGUAUCAUCUGCAAAAAGGCAUACCUUCCCUUCAAUACCAUUUGCAAUGUCACCAACAAAGAUAUUAAAGAGAACUGGACCAAGUACGGAUCCCUGGGGUACUCCACUGGUAACAUUUUCCUCCAUAGAUUGCACUCCAUUAAUUACAACUGUCUGUUUCCUAUCCUGCAACCAGUUUCUUAUCCAUUUAACUGUUAUAAUCCACCCCCACGCUUUCAAGUUUAUUUAGCAGUCUGCGAUGUGGGACAGUGUCAAAUGCCUUACUAAAGUUUAGAUAUGCUACAUCUACAGCUCCCCCUUGAUCUAUUAUUUUCGUCACAGAGUCAAAAAAGUCAGUAAGAUUUGUUUGGCAUGAUUUCCCACCAGUAAAUCCAUGCUGUUUUGGAUCCUGUAAGUUGUCUGAUUUAAGAUAUUCCACAACUCUUUCUUUUAAUAGUUUUUCCAUUACUUUCCCCACUACUGAUGUAAGGCUUACUGGUCUGUAGCUACCUGCUUCUUCCCUGCUUCCACUCUAUUGCAGUGGAACUAUAUUUGCUCUUUUCCAGUCCUCUGGAAUGGCACCUGUAAAUAGAGACUGGUUAACUAAUUCUGUUAAAGGUGUAACCAACACAUCUUUUAGCUCUUUGAGUAUCCUUGGGUGUAUCCCAUCUGGCCCCACUGAUUUAUCCACUUUUAGUUUUGAAAGUUCUGCUAGGACCUUCUCCUCUGUAAAUGUACUUUCAUCUACCAGUUUUUUAUGAAUGUCCUUGCAACUUAACUGUGGCCCCAUACCUUCUUCUGUAGUAAAUACUGAGCAAAAAUAAUUAUUUAGGUGAUCUGCUAUUGCCUUAUCUCCCUCCACCAAAUGCUCACUCUCUGCCUUAAGUCUUAUUAUUCCUCCAUUUGAUUUUCUCCUUUCACUUAUAUACUUAAAAAAGUUUUGCCCCCUUUAUCUACUGACUGGGCCAUUUUCUCCUCAGCUUCUGCCUUUGCAUGUCUUAUCACUUUCUUAGCAUCCCUCCGUCUGUCCAGAUACACCUCUUUGUCGUUAUUAUUUUGAGUCUGUUUGUAUUUCCUAAAAGCCAUCUUUUUUGCCUUCACACUAGUUGAUACUUCUUUUGUGAACCACACUGGUUUCCUUUUCCUGGUGCUUUUCCUAACCCUUUUGAGUUAUUCCUGAACAUUCAUCAUAGAACAUAUAUCCCCACAGGGGAUAUUUGAUGGGCUCUUCUUCCUCACCUCAGUGUUAUAGAUGUCAAGAAAAUAACGCAGAUUUAUACCAUUGUAUAUGGUCCUGCCCAAAAGUUAGGCUCUUCUCGCUUAAAGUUUAUAGAUAUGCAUUAGUUAACUUGGUCAAUUACAUACCAUUUACCCCAGAAUGGGCUAUUUUCUGGAUUUUGCCUUAAGGUCAACGGGUGUCCCGAGGUUGCCGCAAAUUAUUAUUCAUUUUAAGUUCAGCAGCUAAGAAGACCAUUUUGCAAGUAUGGAACCAACCAGAAACACCCCCAUUUUCCCUAUUUAAAGAAAAAGUUUUUUUAUUUAUUUCGAAUGGAUUGGUUAGAGGCAUCAGUAGAUAAAGAAUCCAGAGUGGCUACAUUUUUUGAACUCUGGGAAAGCUAUAUUUUAAUCCUUCCCGACCAGACUAAACUUUUACUUGUCAAAUGCUUUUCGACAACUGCAUGGUACUUAACAAGAUUGGUAGAUAAUGACCCACCAAUAUAAAGUGGGUAUUUGUUUACCUAUUAAUUUAUUUUUUCUUUAUUUUUCUUUAUUCUGUUUGGGGUCUCGCGCGGUGUGUCCUAUAUUUGUUCUACAUUUCUGUGUGUUUAUUCCUAAACUGUUCUUGUGUGGACUGGUAAUCUCGAUGGGAAUGUUACAUUCUUUCUAUGAUAAUCCACUGCUGGUAAUAUACGAGAUGAAUUGUAUUUAUAGGCACAUCUUUGUUAACGCAUACAAUGGAAAUAUUUGUUAUAUGU